UAAUGGAUCAAUUAGAUUAGAAAUAGUUAGAAUAGCUUAAGUAAUAAUAAGCUUAGAAGGAAUAAAUGGAAGAAAUCAAAAAGUCUAUUCUGACUUAAAUAUUGACACCUGAAGCUAAAUAAAGAUGUAUUUAUUUUGAAUGUUUAAUUUAUAGUGGCAAAUAUCAAAUUGGUUAAACCAGAGAAGGCAGAAAUGAUUGAAGUUCAACUUUGUUAAUGGGCCAAGCAAGGGAAGAUUACCAAUUAAUUAUCUGAAGAAGAAUUGAUCAAAUUAUUAGAAGCAGCAGAAGGAUAGAAAAAACAAGACACAAAAGUUACUGUAAUUUUUUAAACUAAAUUACAUAGUUUAAGAGGAGAAAACUUUCAAGUGAGGAUGAAGAUGACAUUUGAU
This is a messenger RNA of Paramecium pentaurelia, 390 nucleotides long. Lineage: Eukaryota; Ciliophora; Oligohymenophorea; Peniculida; Parameciidae. The record is from the annotation of a GenBank genome assembly.